AUGGCGAAUCUACAGAGACAACUCCAAGGUCAUCCUCACAUCGUCAAGCUUGUCUGUGCGGCUUCACAGUUAAGCGAAGAUGAUGAUAAAUCUACAAAUUCUUUCGAUGAAGUUCUCUUAUUGAUGGAGUUAUGUUCAGGAGGUCAUUUAAUUGACCUUAUAAAUGGACAUCGUGAUGUAGAAUCCCUUAAGCCCCAUGUUGUCGUUUUAAUCUUCAUACAAUGUUGCAAAGCAGUAGCUCACAUGCAUAACCAAGCACCCCCAGUUAUCCACAGGGAUCUCAAACCCGAAAACUUUUUAUUGAAUUCCAAUAACAUUAUGAGGCUUUGUGAUUUUGGCAGUUCUACUAAAUCGACUUUUCAGCCAACGGAAUCUUGGACUUCACAGGAUCGCGCUCUACUUCUUGAAGAUAUUGAAGAAGUUACGACGCCUUUAUAUCGCCCUCCGGAAAUGAUCGACCUAUGGAGCAAUCAGGAAAUCAAUGAGAAAGUUGACGUCUGGGAUCUUGGAUGUCUAUUGUAUAUCCUAUGUUAUUCAUCGCAUCCUUUUGAGGAUACUUCUAGUACUGGUUCUACUAAACUAGCAAUUCUAAAUGCAAAAUAUAAUAUUCCAAAAAACAAGCCUGAUUACAAGCUUUUUGAAAACCUUAUACGUAAAAUACUUGUCGUUAACGUCAACCAACGCCCUUCGGUGAGCGAUAUCCUGAAUGACUUAAACGAGAUCAGCAACGAGUUAAAACUAAAUCUAGAUAUUGGUGCUACCUGGAGUAUACCAAUCGAAGCUUCAGCAACAUCGGUUACGCCGAAUGAACAUGGUCAAGCAGCAAAUGAUAGCUACGUUGGUACAAAUGUUACCUCGAAGGGAACCGCUUUUUUGGGAAUGUUAAAAUCUGUUUCAAAUUCUGUUACUAAUACUAUGCAAAGCCUAUACACGAAUAAGUUAGAUGUGACGUAUAUUACUACGAAGCUUAUUGUUAUGCCGUUUCCAUCUAUCCGUGGUCACGAAUCAACAAGGCAGAAUCCAAUCGAGGAAGUUCGAAACUUUCUUGAAAGGUCACAUCCACAAAGCUAUCACGUGUUCAAUGUUUCACCGAAAAUGUAUGAUACCACUGUCUUGAAUAGUGCCGUUACACAUUUUUGUACACCGUCAAGAAGAUUGUUAUCAUUGAAUCAUCUAUUUGCUGUAUGCCGUGCUAUUGAUAGUUGGCUGAGUAAAGACAGUAAAAAUGUUGCUAUUAUUCAUUGCAAGGAUGGAAAAAGUACUUCUGUCCUAGUUACAGCAUGUUAUUUGGUUUAUUGCGGUCUUUUUAAAACCGGAGAAACAACUUUGCGGAUGGUUCUUGCAAAGCGUAGUCAGGAUGUAGAUGUUAUUGAAAUUUCUCCAUCUCAACGUCGGUUCCUUAGGUAUUUUUCAACAAUUGUUAACAAGGGAAAAAGCAGUCUUCAUGAGCAUACUGUACGAUUAGACAGCAUUUCUAUUACUCCGGUUCCAUUGUUCAACAAAGCCCGGAUCGGGUGUCGGCCAUAUAUUGAGGUUUUUGAGAACAACACGAGGCGGGUGUGUACUUUUCAGGAUGCCUUAGAAGAGAUGAGAGUUUACAAUAGUAGCGAUGGCAAAAUUAUGUUCCCAUUAGGAACUCUUGUUAGGGGUGACGUAAUGAUAGCAGUCUAUCACGCUCGCUCGACGCUGUCAUCAAAAAUACACAGAGAGCUGGAUCAUAUAGAUGAGGACAACCCCGAUAAGUACCCUUCUGGAUUUCAUGUAGAGUUGGCUGUGAGCGUAUUAAAAACUCAUCAGGGUCCAACAGAUAUGGAUGAUGAUAGUGAUGAUGAGCCCGAUCCGAUACUGCCUCCAGAUGCUACUCAUCUUCAGGAGCGUGUGAUAUUAUUUCCAUGUCUCUCAUCCAAGAAGGAGCUAGAAACGAUUCGUUUACAGUAUGGCCAAAUGGAUACUAUUUCAUAUGAAAAGUUAGAAAAAUUGGACAAUGCUCGAACAGAAGCAUUACAGCGAAAGCAAAGUGCUGAUUCAAUUUCAGCUAUUAGAGAUACUAGCGGAUUGAGUAAAUCGUCUUCCAAUCCUGGAAAUAUCCUUGAUUUAACAUCUGACGCUGUAAAUCGCGCGGAUGAAGCAGAGGAGAGAUUUUUAAACCGAGCGAAAGUCGUCGUAAAUGUCGAGCAGGAAACUACGAAGACAGAGGAUACAUUAUUAGAUUUUAGCUCUUCGAAUGUAACAGCAGCUCCUUCACAUCAGAGUGUUUCUAACGAUAAAUUCUUACAGAAGAGCCCGCCAGUAAAGCUCGUAUCUCCAAGUUCUGAAGUUAAUUUGAUCAAUCUUGAGAUAAGUCAAAAGUCUCAAGGGAUGCAUCGAAGUAAGAGCGCUGAUCGGAUAUCUGAGUUAGUAAAUCAAUCUCCGAUCUCGCCUACUGACCCUUUUUCAAGUUUUUUCGAUAACAAAUUACCUACGAAAGCAGUUUCCUCCGAUUCUUUUGAUCCUUUUGCACCAACUGUUAAAGCUAGUAAUAAUGCUUUAAAGAAACCUGAAACAAACCCUACUGGCGCUGUUCAACUAGACGCUUUUGAUCCGUUUUCUCAAAAUAAUAAUAAAAGUGUUUCUGGCAAGGACGAUUUGAUAUCCAUAUCUCCAAGGGCAAAGGAUUCUCCAGAUGUCUUCGACUUCGCAACUCAAAGAGCCCCGAGUCCAUCAGCUCAACGCACUCAUAGUCCUGAAAGCAUAAUUUUUGAUCCUUUUGGAGCUACGGGCGAUACAAAUCAACGCCGUACUCCAGAACUAUUGCAACCAAGUAGCACUUCAAAUCAACCAAUCAUAAAGCCACAGAAAAGGGAGUCUGAUAAUAAGAAACAAGGUUUUCGAAGUAAUUUAGAGUCACUUGCACAGGGUAAAUUUGAUCUUAAUCUGAACCAAACAAACAACAUUGGCAACAAGCAACCAAUGGCAGCUCAAAAACCGACACAGAAAUCACCGAUUGGAAAUUUGCCUACCGGACAAAGAGCAUCAUAUGUUAUUGGAUCAAGGGAAGAACGAGGCUUACGUGGUUCUAUCGGUGUCAAGCCAAACGUUGCUAAGAAUGAGUUCAGCGAUUUACUUGGUGCUCAAGGAUUUAUACCGAAGGCUCAUGACAAAGGUCACGUAACUAUCAAUGAAAUGAGACGAGAAGAAGUCGAAAAGACAACUGACCCUAUUAAAUUAAAAAUUCAAGAUUGGGUGGGAGGACAGAAGGGUAACAUUCGGGCCCUACUUUGCUCUUUACACACUGCUGUUUGGGAAGGUUGUAAAUGGAAGGAAAUAGGAAUGCACCAAGUGAUAGAAUCGAACAAUGUUAAAAAAUACUACCGAAAAGCGUGCUUGUGCAUUCAUCCGGACAAGGUUGUUGGAGAGCCACAUGAGAAAUUGGCUAGGGCAAUAUUUGUAGAAUUAAAUGAAGCUUGGACUGAAUUUGAACAGUCUGGCGCUAAGCCACUUUUUUGA
Molecule: messenger RNA, 3486 nt
Organism: Trichoplax adhaerens
Lineage: Eukaryota; Metazoa; Placozoa; Uniplacotomia; Trichoplacea; Trichoplacidae
Exons: 21
Coding region: 1-3486 (1161 amino acids)
Biological process (GO): protein phosphorylation; positive regulation of Notch signaling pathway; regulation of clathrin-dependent endocytosis
Cellular component (GO): cytoplasm
Molecular function (GO): protein serine/threonine kinase activity; ATP binding; AP-2 adaptor complex binding
Source: RefSeq, a predicted model, not a curated record